GGGAGGGAGGGUGAGGUGGGGGGCUGAACCCGGAAGUGGGUAGGCGCUGGAGCGAGCGCGCCGAGAGUGGAGCUCAGCGGCUGGGAGCCAGCGGGGGAGCCCUGGGUUCCCGACCAUGAAAUCCUCGGGCACGCCCCUCCAGAAGCUGUUAACCUAGACAAUCUAGUUUUUUGUUUUUUUGUUUUUUUUUUUUAAAUAAAUCCUUUAAGACACUUAUGAAGUUUCUUGUUCUGAAAUUGUUGUACUGCAAUGAAGAAAAGGAGAAAGGUUACUUCAAAUCUUGACGAGAAGAUCCAUCUAGGCUAUCGCAAAGAUUCUUCAGAAGGCAAUGUUGCAGUGGAGUGUGACGAAGUAACCUAUACUCAUUCCACAGAGAGACCAACUCCUGAAGCUCUUCACUGUUACCAGGAACUUCCUCCCUCUCCAGAUCAGAGAAAACUUUUGAGUUCUUUGCAGUAUAACAAGAAUUUGCUGAAGUACUUAAAUGAUGACAGGCAGAAGCAACCAUCUUUCUGUGACUUACUUAUCAUAGUAGAAGGAAAGGAAUUCAGUGCCCAUAAAGUUGUUGUUGCUGUUGGCAGUAGCUAUUUCCAUGCCUGUUUGAGCAAAAAUCCAAGCACUGAUGUUGUCACCCUGGAUCACGUAACACACUCAGUUUUUCAGCAUUUGCUUGAAUUUCUUUACACAUCAGAAUUUUUUGUGUACAAAUAUGAAAUACCCCUUGUUUUAGAGGCAGCAAAAUUUCUGGACAUUAUAGAUGCAGUUAAGUUGCUAAAUAAUGAAAAUGUUGCCACUUUUCAGUCUGAGCUGGCUGAAAAGUCAUCACCAGAAGAAACACUCAGUGAAUUAGCUGGAAGACUAUCAAAUAAUCAUCAGUGUAAAUUCUGUAGUAGACAUUUUUGUUAUAAAAAGUCUUUAGAGAAUCAUUUAGCUAAAACUCAUAGGUCCCUUUUAUUAGGGAAAAAACAUGGGUUAAAAAUGCUGGAGAGGAGUUUUUCCACAAGAAGAUCUAAAAGGAAUCGCAAGUGUCCUAUUAAGUUUGAUGACACCAGUGAUGAUGAACAAGAAAGUGGUGAUGGGUCAGACAAUUUGAAUCAAGAAAAUUUUGAUAAGGAAAAGUCAGACAGAAAUGAUUCUGAGGACCCUGGAAGUGAAUAUAAUGCUGAAGAAGAUGAACUAGAGGAGGAAAUGUCAGAUGAAUACUCUGACAUUGAAGAACAAAGUGAAAAAGAGCAUAAUGAUGCAGAAGAAGAACCUGAAGCUGGUGAUUCUGUAGGAAAUAUUCAUGAGGGGUUAACUCCUGUAGUCAUUCAGAACAGUAACAAAAAGAUAUUGCAAUGUCCUAAAUGUGAUAAAACAUUUGACCGCAUAGGGAAAUAUGAGAGCCACACACGUGUUCACACAGGUGAGAAGCCCUUUGAGUGUGAUAUUUGUCACCAGCGCUAUUCGACAAAGUCUAACCUAACUGUUCACAGAAAGAAGCACAGUAAUGAAACAGAAUUUCAUAAGAAGGAGCACAAGUGCCCUUACUGUAAUAAACUUCAUGCAAGCAAGAAGACUUUAGCCAAGCAUGUUAAGAGAUUUCAUCCUGAAAAUGCUCAAGAAUUUAUUUCCAUUAAGAAGACCAAGAGUGAAAGUUGGAAAUGUGAUAUUUGUAAGAAAUCUUUUACUCGAAGACCACACUUGGAGGAACAUAUGAUUCUACAUUCUCAAGAUAAGCCUUUUAAGUGUACCUAUUGCGAAGAACAUUUCAAAUCACGAUUUGCAAGGUUAAAGCAUCAAGAAAAGUUCCAUCUGGGUCCUUUUCCAUGUGAUAUAUGUGGUCGCCAGUUUAAUGACACUGGAAAUUUGAAACGCCAUAUAGAAUGUACCCACGGUGGAAAGAGAAAAUGGACUUGCUUUAUCUGUGGAAAAUCAGUACGAGAAAGGACUACUUUGAAAGAACAUUUGAGAAUCCACAGUGGAGAAAAACCUCAUCUUUGUAGUAUCUGUGGGCAAAGUUUCCGUCACGGAAGUUCAUACAGACUUCACUUACGAGUACAUCACGAUGAUAAAAGAUACGAAUGUGAUGAAUGUGGGAAAACAUUUAUUCGUCAUGACCAUCUUACAAAGCACAAAAAAAUACAUUCAGAUACAAAGCAACCUUUCAUCAAUGCGAUGUUUGUAAGAAAAUUUUUAAAGGCAAAUCAAGUCUGGAAAUGCAUUUUCGGACGCAUUCAGUACCCUUGGGAUUGCUGCAGUAUCUGUUCAAACAUUCAGUAUCCCAGCCUCUGGUUUUUAGCUAUCUCAUCCGGCAAAUGGUCAUCUUGGGAGUUGGAAAAUACAGGUGAAAAACCAUACAAGUGUCAAAUUUGCAAUCAAUCUUUCAGAAUUAAGAAAACUUUAACAAAACACUUGGUUAUUCAUUCUGAUGCCCGGCCUUUCAACUGUCAGCACUGUAAUGCAACAUUUAAGCGGAAAGACAAGCUGAAAUACCACAUUGACCAUGUUCAUGGCAUAAAAUCUGACGAUCCUCUCAAUACUUCUGAGGAAAAACUUGUAUCUUUGCCAGUAGAAUACUCAUCUGAUGAUAAAAUCUUUCAAACAGAAACAAAACAAUAUAUGGACCAGCCCAAAGUUUAUCAGUCAGAAGCCAAGACUAUGUUACAGAAUGUGUCUGCUGAAGUGUGUGUUCCAGUAACACUGGUUCCAGUUCAGAUGCCUGACACUCAGAGUGAUCUGGUGCGUCAUACAACCACACUCCCAUCUUCUUCUCAUGAGAUCUUAUCGCCACAGCCACAAGCAACUGAUUAUCCCCGAGCAGCUGAUUUAGCUUUUCUGGAAAAGUAUACUCUCACUCCUCAACCUGCAAAUAUAGUUCAUCCAGUACGACCUGAACAAAUGCUAGAUCCUAGAGAACAGUCUUAUCUUGGAACAUUGCUAGGCCUUGAUAAUGCUACUGCUGUACAAAGUAUUUCUAAUAAUGAGCAUCAUUCAUGAGUAAAUCUAAACAUUCCACAGACUUUUUUGAUGGUUUUGUGCUAAUGGUAGCCUAGACUGAUGGCUUUUAAGUUAGUAAGGCUGCUAUUUUUCAUUUUCUCUAGUUUCUCCAGUCCUCAGAACCAUUUCAAAUCAAGAAAAAUAUAUGUAUCUCUGUUUACUGAACAUAAUAUUGGGACACAUUUUGAGGUAUAAUAUUUGAAAUGAACAUUUUUAUGAUUUUUAAAGAUAACUUAGUGCUAACUUUUAAUGGUUUCUCAAACUUUUCAAAAUUAUUAGCUGUUGACUUUGUGGUUUUGUUUUUGGGUUUGUUCUUAAUUAUCCAUGGAAAUUUUCAUUCUUUAGUUUUAGUCUGUUUUUCUCCCUUGACCAUCUUCUAAACAAGAUUAAGGACUGACCAUGUAGCCUUUAAGAAAGAAUAUAAGAGUACACUGAUAAUUGCAACUCUUCCUUAUUAAGAUUCAUUAUUAUUUCUUCCACAUUUUAAAAAGCUGAAAUUAGGAAUUUAAAUUUAUAGGGAACUCUUGGCUAUUUCCGUGGUUUUUUUUUUUUUUAAAUGUGGCCCUAAUUUCAGGUUAUUAUUAAUCCUUUGGUCUUUUCACAAAGUCAAAGCGAGGAAGCUAACUUAAUGUAACAAUAGUUUGUCAAAUGAAACCUAGAAAUGAAAUAAUUAUCCAAAUAAUUGGUUUUUGCCUAUGCUUCAGUUAUUAUGAAUAAGAAAUGCAAAUUUUUAAUGUAUAGGCAUUAAAUUAUACAAGUUGAAAAUGUAUUAAAGGCAAAUUAUUACAGUUUUAACUAGAUAGCUUUAAAGGUAAGUUCAUCUUUUAAAUUUUAUCAUUUAAGAAACAUCAGCAAUACAUCAUAGCAUGUAUCUUCAUCUCACUAAAGGAGGGGCAAUUAUAACUAAUCAAUGAAAUUUAAUUAACAAGCUACUUUUGGUCUCAUUUACUUUAGCUAAUAAAAUUGUGGGAAAUAGAACCUAGAUAUUUCAUAUAUAAUCAUAAGGGAAGGUGCCAAAGUAUAAAAUUCAUGUCUAACUAAACUUAAUGUUUACUUUAAUUAAAGGGAACCACUACUUGUAUACAGAUUUACAUGUAAUCUAGACUUUUGUCUUGCUUUUCACAUAAGCCCAAUAUCUGUAAUUAUCCUUGAUUUUUUAUUUUUGUAGGAGAUAAAAGUUGAGGACUUGGUGAAAAGAAAUAGCAGUUAGAGCAAAAACCACACUGAUAAAAAUUAGUCGAGGAAAAAAGUCAGUUAAAAUUAUAAAAUACCUUUAAAGAUGUGCACUUUCCAUGUUUUCAAGUCAAUUUAAACUUAAACUAGGAUAAUGUUUCCUAGUAGAGCUGCUUGAAGGAUUAGAAUAGGCAGGGUUGAUUUAUUAUUAGCAUGUCAUUUGUAUGUAAACUACUGGAAAAGAGCAAUUUUAAGAGUUUUCUAGUUCAGUUUUGUUUACACUCCUAAUUGCUUUAAGCACUUUUUUUUGUGUAAACUGUAAAGUCUGGCCUAGCCCUUGUGAAAAAAAUCACAAAUAAAAUAAUGAAGUUUUAAUGAAUAAAAUUUAACCACUUAAUAAUGGGGAAACUUGUUUGCUGAAGCACUUAAGAAAUGAAGGUACUUGACAG
Messenger RNA from Lontra canadensis (Northern American river otter), 4601 nucleotides. RefSeq names its product zinc finger and BTB domain containing 41 (gene ZBTB41). Gene Ontology annotation, molecular function: protein binding. Lineage: Eukaryota; Metazoa; Chordata; Mammalia; Carnivora; Mustelidae. Gene Ontology annotation, biological process: negative regulation of transcription by RNA polymerase II; regulation of immune system process; regulation of cytokine production. The transcript has 11 exons. The coding region runs from base 250 to 2979 and encodes 909 amino acids. The record is from RefSeq and is a predicted model, not a curated record.